AUGUAUCAGGAUGGUUCUUUCUAUGCAAACUUGGAGAUAUCCUUGACUGCGACCUCUUUACAGGUAGCUGCUCUAGAUGCACGUUAUCGGCUCGCAGAAUACAGAGAUUGGGAGGUGAAAGUCGCUUUCCUCCAAUUGGCUAUCUCAUCUGGAUGUAAAGAGUACUUUGGGGAGGUUGAAAAAACCUUAAAGCAAGUGGGAAGGAUGAAGUACCUCCGCCCACUGUAUACUGCUUUGGUGCAAGGCACCGGAAGGGACGAAGAGAAGAUGUUGGCCAAAAGAAUCUUCGCAGAGGCUCAUGACAGUUAUCAUCCAAUUGCUCAGGGUGUUGUGGAGACCAUCCUGUCUAAGAAUGGUUAG
Molecule: messenger RNA, 360 nt
Organism: Elaeis guineensis (African oil palm)
Lineage: Eukaryota; Viridiplantae; Streptophyta; Magnoliopsida; Arecales; Arecaceae
Source: RefSeq, a predicted model, not a curated record